CCUCCAUUCAGAAGAAAUGCUGUGGCACUUCCCUCUACCCACCCAGAGUGGAACACAAGAGACUACAUAGCUGAAGAAAUUACAGCCUUCUUACAAUGAGAGGCAUUCAAGUCUAAGAAGUUUCCAGCUGAAGGAAAAUAACCAACAGCUCCUCCACAGUGUAGACUGGAACGGGGAAAACAUGAACAUCACUAACUGUACUGCAGAAGCCAGUGUGGCUGUGAGAGCCAAGACCAUCACUGAGAAGAUGCUCAUUUCCAUGACUCUUGUGAUCAUCACCACCCUGACCAUGUUGCUAAACUUGGCCGUGAUUAUGGCCAUCUGUACCACCAAGAAGCUUCACCAACCUGCCAACUACCUGAUCUGUUCUCUGGCCGUGACAGACCUCCUGGUGGCAGUGCUAGUCAUGCCCUUGAGCAUCAUGUACAUUGUCAUGGACAGCUGGAAACUAGGGUACUUCAUCUGUGAGGUGUGGCUGAGCGUGGACAUGACCUGCUGCACCUGCUCCAUCCUCCAUCUCUGUGUGAUUGCCCUGGACAGGUACUGGGCCAUCACCAAUGCUAUUGAGUAUGCCAGGAAGAGGACCGUCAAGAGGGCAGGACUGAUGAUCCUCACCGUCUGGACUAUCUCCAUCUUCAUCUCCAUGCCUCCUCUGUUCUGGAGAAGCCACCGGCAACCCAGCCCACCCCCUAGUCAGUGUGCCAUCCAGCAUGACCAUGUCAUCUACACCAUCUACUCCACUCUUGGGGCAUUUUAUAUCCCCCUGACUUUGAUACUGAUUCUCUAUUACCGGAUUUACCAUGCAGCCAAGAGCCUUUACCAGAAAAGAGGGUCAAGCCGGCACUUAAGCAACAGAAGCACAGAUAGCCAAAAUUCAUUUGCGAAUUGUAAACUUACACAGACUUUUUGUGUGUCUGACUUCUCCACCUCAGAUCCUACCACAGAGUUUGAAAAGAUCCACACGUCCAUCAGGAUCCCUCCCUUUGACGGUGAUCUAGAUCACCCAGGAGAACGCCAGCAGAUCUCUAGCACCAGGGAGCGCAAGGCAGCACGCAUCCUGGGACUGAUUUUGGGUGCAUUCAUUUUGUCAUGGCUGCCGUUUUUCAUCAAAGAGUUGAUUGUAGGUCUGAGCAUCUAUACUGUGUCCUCUGAAGUGGCCGACUUUUUGACAUGGCUUGGUUAUGUUAAUUCUCUGAUCAACCCUCUGCUCUAUACAAGUUUUAAUGAAGACUUUAAGCUGGCUUUUAAAAAGCUCAUUAGGUGCCGAGAACAUACUUAGGUUGUGAAAAACCAAAAGGCAUGAUUUUGACCAGCCUCAUGAAUGGACAUGGGUAAGAGGUACAACAUCUUAAUUCUUGAACAUAGUUGGUUCAGGAGAGUUUGUAAGUAUGUGUGGUCUUGUUUUUUGUUUGUUUUGUUCUGUUUGAGGCUUGUUAUUUGAUGUGCUGUUUGCUACUUCUGGUCUUGUUU
Molecule: messenger RNA, 1470 nt
Organism: Phyllostomus discolor (pale spear-nosed bat)
Lineage: Eukaryota; Metazoa; Chordata; Mammalia; Chiroptera; Phyllostomidae
Gene: HTR1E
Product: 5-hydroxytryptamine receptor 1E
Exons: 1
Coding region: 182-1279 (365 amino acids)
Biological process (GO): G protein-coupled receptor signaling pathway, coupled to cyclic nucleotide second messenger; chemical synaptic transmission
Cellular component (GO): plasma membrane; dendrite
Molecular function (GO): neurotransmitter receptor activity; G protein-coupled serotonin receptor activity
Source: RefSeq, a predicted model, not a curated record